AGCUCAAAGAAACCAGUCCCAGGUAGACUCAUUCAUCAGGUAUUCAAUUAUAAGGUAAACAAUUCUCACAAACUCGAAAAGGAUCACCAAUGACAUCUUAAACCACAGAACAUGGAGAAGUUAUUUGUUGUGUCAGGAGUUAUCCUGGCAAUGAUGGUUGGUCUUGCGAUGCCCCAGUUGAUGGGCUUAACAAGACAGCAAAUCAUAGAUAACCAGUCAGGAUAUCAAGUGGAGAGAGCUCCAACAUACAUAAUCAUGACACCAAGAAAAGUACGUCCUAACCAAGUAUUCCAAGUGUUUGCAACAAUCUUGAGACUGGAAUAUUCCGAGAUCAGCCUACGAGUGUCAAUCAUCAAGGGAAACACAGAGUUCGCCGAGUCCCUGAUGAAGUUUGAUCAGCCUGGCAGCAGAAUUAUGCAGAUGCUGAUGCCAGCGAAUGCCCAAGCUGGGAGGUACAAAAUUAAGGUAGAGGGGAUGUUGGAUGGAGGGGCCGGAGGUUACGCCUUCUACAAUGAGACAGAUAUCGCCUUUGACGCCAAACAGGCAUCUGUCUUCAUACAGCUGAGCAAACCAAUCUACAGACAGGGACAGAGUGUCCAUUUCCGAGUGAUUCCCAUCCUACCAGACCUGAAGCCAAUGUACGGCAGUUUAACCAUCUAUGUCAAUGACCCUUCUGGCUUCCCAGUGCGGAGAUGGCUUGGUCUACAAACAAACGCUGGUGGAUUUGUCAGUCAAAACUUUACCUUGUCCGACCAGCCGAACUAUGGAAACUGGUCUAUACAAGUAGACGCUUAUGGCUACCAGUACUACAAAUAUUUCCAGGUUGAAGAGUAUUGGGAUCCCCGGUUUGAUCUGAAUGUAACAACCUCGCCGUAUAUUUGGGACAACAUGGACUAUGUGAGAGGACGUCUUAAUGCAAAUAUAACAACUGGAAAACCAGUGACGGGCAAUGCUGAAAUCACAAUGACGUUGGUACCUCCAAAUAGACCGCCAUUUGAUGCUUACAUGAAAAAUCAGCAGACAUUCGCAAAUCGUGAACCAUGGGACUACUCUGUGUUUCCCCAGUUGUACAAAUACUAUGAAUAUUUUCAAGGCACAAUAGACUUUGAGUUUGAACGUCAAGAAAUUCUCACAAAAGUUCGGGAGUAUUUCCCCGGAACUCUUGAUCUCUACGGCUUCGAGUGUAUCUUCAAUGUCAGCGCAAGGGACUGGUUUUUCAACAUGACGCAGACAGGGUUCGCCAGCACUGUCAUCUUUGAUCCGCGCGUAAAGCUGGUUUUCAUUGGAGACAAUGUCAGGACAUUCAAACCAGACUCCGUUAUGACAAUCUAUGUUGCUGCCAUGUACCACGAUGGUACUCCCGUAAAGUCUGACCUGCGGCGCAUCCAGAUACAGAAGUCUUACCAAGGAUCUCAGAACACGGCCCCAGAAGAGAAAAUGACAGUGGAAGGGGUGGCACAGUUUGAUAUUGAGAUACCCCCUGGGAUGCAGAGUAUAGAAAUAACAGCCACAUACGAUUACGAUAUUCUGACGCGUAAAGUAAUGAAGGCUACAGUCUACAAGUCUCCUAGCGAAAGUUACAUCUCUGUUCGUACGUCCACGGAACAUCCGAAAGUGAACGAGUUCAUGAUCUUCCAUGUGAAGACUAGCCACUUUGUGCCGAAAAUCUUCUACCAGAUUGUAGCCCAGGGAAAUAUCCUGAUCGGAGAUGAGCUAGAGAUGAUUUCUCGACAUAAGACGUUUGCUGUGGCGUUGUCACCGGAAAUGGUCCCGACGGCGCGCAUUGUUGUGUAUUUCCUUCAGACAUCACCCGAAGAAAUGGUCGUUGACACACUGAAUUUCUUUGUGAACGGGACCAGGAACAACCCUGUGAAUGCUGUGAUCAACAAAGGCAAAGAUUUCACCCUUCACACCUUGGAGAUAAACGCCAUAGCAGAACCAGGAUCGUACGUGGCAUUUGCCGCCAUGCCCAAUGACCUGUAUAGCAAGGGGAUGAACGAUGGACUGACUGAAAAUAAUCUGAUUGAUGAGCUUGUAAGCUAUGAUGAACCAGCGCGUGGAAGUUACCGUCAACUGUGGCGACUUAGUGAUACAGAGUAUGAAUACAAGUUCUACGCAAGCAGUGGAUAUGGUGUGGAUGCUAAUUCUACUUUCAGGCAUGCCGGUCUGCUGGUUAUGUCAGAUGCCAACCUUUACACUGUCGAAGAUACAUGUAACUGGGAACAUGGCGAGCGCCCAUGUUUUACAGGUGGAUGUUACAAAAUCAACGAAACGUGCAAUGGAAUCACCAACUGCCCAAAUGACUGGGCAGAUGAACAAGGAUGUACCAAAGAAGACCCGAGGUAUGUUGACGAUCGUACCAUGAACAUGAUCUACAGAGUGAGUCGUAGCCUCAGAUUUUACGAGGACAGCGGAUGGGCUUGGCAAGAGAAGUUUGUCAAGCCUGACGGUAUGGUUCAGUUCCGAGUGGAGCCUCCCAAGUUCCCUCUAACAUGGAUCAUCAAUGCUCUGUCUGUCAGCCGGGAAAAUGGACUAGGGCUCAUGCAGACGCCUAUCAGGUAUGAUGCAACUCGUUACAUGUACAUUAUUGUGGAAGCGCCUGAAGUUAUCAUUCGUGGAGAACAAGUGGGAGUGCGUGUGACCGUCUUCAACUACUGGUACAAUGAUGACUACAUUGAGGUUUUGUUGACGAUGAAGGAUGGCGGGGACAAGUAUCGAUAUGUCUGGGUCAACGAUAUGGGUAUCACUAGCGCCUACGCUCCUAGAACUGAGUCGGGCGAUCACCAAACUAUCGUAUUUUUGGAACCAGGUGAAUCGAAGGACAUAUUCUUGCCAAUCGUAUCGACAAUCGUUCAGGGAGAGUUCACGUUUACAGUCACAGCUCAGUGCUUUAUGGAGAGAGAUAUAUACACAAAAACCAUUAAAGUGUUGGCUGACGGAGUAUUAAACUACUACCACACUCCCUACCUCAUUGACAUGAUCCGCUACGGUUCCGAGACUAUCCCCCAUCUUCAGAUAGUUAUUCCUGACCAGUUUGUGGUGCCCGAGGUCAGGUACCACUUGUAUGUGCCAGGCUCUGGAAUUGCCGAAGUCAGCUUGUUUGGUGAUGUGGUUACUCCCGGUUUCUUCAAGCUGUACAUGAACUGUGAGGAUAUUUUCCGCAAGCCGUACGGUGCUGGAGAAAUGAACAUGUUCAACUUCGCUUACAACCUGCUUACACUUAAGUUUAAGAAGACGAAUCAACAGUUGCCGCCUGAUGUACUGUCAACUGCUCUUAGAUAUCUUAAUGUUGGUUUGCAAAGACAGCUCAGUUAUAUGAAAGACGAUGGUUCAUUCAAGAUGUUCAGGGACGACGAAAAUUCAACCUCAGUCUGGCUUUCGGCGUUUGUCGCAAAGACUUUGCAUGAGGCCCGGUUUGGAGAAUGGGAACGAGACCUGUUCAUUCCGAUCAACCUUAUCGAUAAAAUCGUCGUCUGGUUGUGUUCUAAACAGAACGAGACAGGAGCAUGGUACCCUGAAGAUCAGAUCUACGAUCGCAAAUUUUCAACAAUCGCGGGAUCAAAUAACCUUUUAGGUCACCAGGUCCCACUGACAGCCUACGUGCUUAUUGCAUUGUACAAGAUUAAAACUGACGUCUCUGGGGCUGCGCUCAGCUGUAUCGACAAGUCUCGUACAUUGGCUGCUGAGUUCCUGUCCAGGGAAUCAUACAACAUUCCAAACGAGGAGAUUUUCCAUCUGGCCAUAACCUCAUACGCUUUGUCACUCUCUCAGCAAAAGAGCCGAUCCAUCUUCGAUAAGCUCUGGAGCCUGCAGAUGAAAAGUAACGAAAUCUACUUCUCCGACUCCGCGAUCCCAGAUAAUCCAUCAGAGUUUAUCAACGCACUGCGAUACCUGUUACCACGUAUUGAACAGAUGAAUGAUGGAUACGCUGUACAGUCGACAGCGUAUGCUCUCAUGGCCCACAUCAAACACAACGGAAUGGGUGUUGAGACUGAUACAAAAAUCCAACGGGACGCUAUGAUGCGUUGGCUGAACUACAUGCGAAACUUCGUAGGUGGUAUGGCGUCAACACAGGAUACGCUGGUCGCCAUGGAAGCGCUGUCCGAGUUUACUCAAGUCGAUCCAAAUCGAAAUGUGUUUAACAUUCUCGUUUCCAUGGAAGCAUCUUCUACACCAACGUGGCACAGCUACUUUGAGAUGACCAAAACAAACUACACUGAAAUGCAGCAUAGCUAUAUUCCUCAAGACUUCACCUACGGUACUAUCGGGGUGUCGGCUCAAGGCGUGGGACGUACAAUGAUGCAGCUGACCACCACUGUACAUGUGGAAUACCCCUGGCUGCUGAAGAAGACCCAGGAUGAGAUUCAGUUCUUCGAGCUCACAGCAGAAAAUACGAGGUUCUCCGGGAGGAACGAUUCAGUUAUGGAGAUGACACCAUGCGUUAGGUGGGUGUACACUGAUAAAAGUAUGGAAUCUGGCCUGACAGUCCUUGAGGUUGACAUACCAACGGGUUUUGUCAUCAUGAACCACACGUUGAGGGAUUACGUUCGCUCCCGUCAAGUGCCGAACCUGAAACGUGCAGAGUUUUACUACAACAAAGUCGUCUUCUAUUUCUCCCAUGUUGAUACUACAAGAACGUGUGUGAAGUUCCGAGCAGAUCGUUGGUACCCAGUGGCCAACGGAACUAUCCAACAUCGAUACAGGGUGUACGACUAUUAUGAGCCAGGUAUGCACAACACCUCCAUCUACACGACGUAUAACAACUUCAACCUGAAUAUUUGUUAUGUGUGUGGGUCGUACCAGUGUCCCUAUUGUCCAUAUUUCAACUCCGCAUCACUCAUCAAAGCCAGCCUAUCACUUCUUGCACUUAUUAUCGGAUUUUUCGUAAAGAGAUAUGUGUUACGGACAACCUAGUGCUAUAACUUGUGUUAUUUUGUUUUUAACUUUGUCCACACGUGAAUAGCUUCACGAGUGAGUGAUUUUUUAAUCAUCAAAUUGAAUAUGCAACGUUGUUAAAAGACAGUUUGUCUAUAUGUGAAUAUCUUCAUGAGUUAGUGAUAUUUUACUAAUCAAAUUGAAAAAGGGAUGUUUUUUAAAGACACAAAUUACAAAUGUAAUAAAAAAGUGCUGUUAAUUAAAACACUUUUUGCUUUGAAAGAAAUAUAUAUGUAGGUUGUUAUUCUAUCAUUGUAAAAUGGUACUCCAUUUGUGUACUCCAUUUGUGUUAAUAUUUGCCGUAUUGAAACCUGAAGUCAGAUUGAAGUAUGUUCUGUACCCAAACAGAAGAUGCAAUUUUACAAAUGUUUCUGAAAUUUUAUUUUAUGUACAGCAAUUAUCAUUUUGUAAAUAAUUUUCCAUCAUAAAUGUCAUUGCUCACAGUAAUUCGUAAACAAUGUUUAUUUACAUUGCAUAUGUGAUUUUUUUUUAUAAACGUUCAUCAAUUGUAUUAAGUGAAAGAAUUUAAUUUUAAUAUAUUAACUUAAUGUUUUGUUAUAUGGAUUUCUUAGAUAUAUGUAGAGCCUUUUAUUAGUAGAUUUAAAGCAAUUUGUUUCUCGCAUGUUAUUUUUAUUGAAUGAAACUGGGUUAUGUAGUUUAAACAAACUUCGUUAUAUAUUUCGGCAUAACAUUAAUAUUGUUUGUUUCUUGUUUAGCAACCUUCCCUGCAUCUGACCAAAAAAAUUGCAGACAGUUUUUUCUGACUGUUUGUUUUUUCUUUUUUGGGAUGAAUUUUGAAUGUAUCUUGCACAGGAAAGUCGCAUAAAUGUAUCAAAAUAAAAUAAUGAUGUUUUUCAAUGUGAAAAUGAUAAUAAAACACAACAUUUGUCAUUAGUAUAAUAAGAAAAAUAAAGAAAAUAUUCUGGCGUACCUAUACAGUUGAACCCUGUCGACUCAAACUCCCAGGGACAGGAGGAAAUACCUCGAGGCUUGGGACAUUCGAGCCAAGUGGGAAUGCUUUCAGGAGACAAUAAUCCCUUUACAUCCAGUUCGAGCCAUCGUCGAAAUUGAGUCAAAUGACUUCCAGCUGACAGGGUUGACUAUACUUUAUUUUUGGGGCAGUGAAAGUUAGAGAAAUUGGGAACAAUUCUUUAGUUCUUGGCCUUAAAUCGAAACACAUCACAAUCAUGAUUUUGCAUAUCAAAGCAUUGUAAAUAUCAUUCAUCUUUUUUUAUACUGAAGAAUGUGUAUAUUGUAAGUACUUAUAUAUCUCUUAUUUUUUUACUCAGUAGAAAUUGUAUAUAGAUUUUUGUAUAUUGACCAACACAUAUCAUAUUAAACAUUCCUUAUUUUGGUGAUCUGAUCACUUAUUGCUACAAUAUAUGUACAUUUUGUAAACUCAGUUAUGUAUAAUUAUAAAGAUUACUCAUUCCAGUUUCAAAUUCCAGGCAUUAAGUUUUGUUUAACUACAUUCUGAUGUUUAACAGUUUCAACAUAACAGUUUAAAUGCAAAGUCUGAAUUAUCAAAGAAAAGUGAGGAGUCAGAUUUGAGUUGGUGCAAACUUAUAGAAUACAUAUUAGAUUCACACUUUUCUCUGUUUAUGCAUUUUCAUAUUCCUAAACAAGAAGAGAGUGACUAAGCAUUGUUAAUAUAAAUCCCUUCAGAAACAUUUUAAAAUAAAUAAAGUUAAACUAAACAUGAAAAAACGUCAUUCCAAGCAACAUCUUGCUAAUGAGAGUGACUUAGCUUAAGUUAAUACAUUUCUCUUCAGUUGUUGUAAAAUCAAUAGAUCAAGUUUAAACUAAACUUGAAAUAGAUGUUCAUUACUGUGAGCUGCAAUUUGGCUUUAAUUUAUUUCUCACUGAAGUAGUUUAUUGAAGGUGCCAUUUGGGAGCAAUAAUUUUCACAUAAUUGUACAACAUUAAGACUUGUUUAUUGAACAUCAUGUCGUUUGAUAUACCUACAUUGUAUACGUUUGCAUUUGUACACAAUAAACAUUCCUGUCAUCUAUUGAAACCUCUUUAUAACAUGUACAUGACUAUUAUAAUCAUUAAAAUGAUUUAAAACAGA
Molecule: messenger RNA, 7006 nt
Organism: Mya arenaria
Lineage: Eukaryota; Metazoa; Mollusca; Bivalvia; Myida; Myidae
Product: CD109 antigen-like
Exons: 32
Coding region: 112-4914 (1600 amino acids)
Cellular component (GO): extracellular region
Molecular function (GO): endopeptidase inhibitor activity
Source: RefSeq, a predicted model, not a curated record